AUGGCUACGCUUCCUAACCUACAGGGCGUUGAAGCGCUCUUGCACUCGUUUCGUGAGGCUGAUAUUCAACGUGAUCAAUUAUUGCAGACCCUCGCACAAGCUGUCUUCGAGACGCAAAAUGAAUUGAAGACCGUUCAGGGUGAUCUUGACGAUGAACGCAACACUCGCCGCGAGUGGAAACGAAAAGCCGAAGAGGCCGCCGCGGCAAUUGAACGGAAAUAUUCUGCUUUCCUUGUUGAUGGAGAUGGUUACAUCUUCCACAAGGCGUUAUACCAAGCUGUUGCGACAUCUGGUGGCUCUAGAGCGGCCAAUGAUCUCUACAAUGAGGUUGUCGAAUACCUCAGACAGCAAGGCCUUCUGAGAAACAACAGUUCAAACUACGAUGUCGUUGUGAAUGUUUACGCCAACAAAUUGGGCCUGGCUAGAGCCCUGGUUGCUGCCGGCUACCUUGAUCAUCCUUCCCAACUAGACCAAUUCUUCUGUUCAUUCUCCCAGGGACAGCCUCUCUUCCAGUUUAUCGACUGCGGACCGGGCAAGGAGCGUGCAGAUACAAAACUAAGAGAUACCUUCCGGUUCUAUGCUGAUAAUGUUCAGUGCCAGCGAGUUUUCCUGGCUGUCACACACGAUAACGGAUAUAUUGCUGAGCUAGACAAAUUUCGCUAUGCUACAUUUCAAUCAAAGAUAGUGCUAGUCCAUCAAUCUUCGGCGGCCAAAUCAACACAAUCUUUUGCCAGCUUGCCGUUCAAGACGACGACCUUCGAAACCGUUUUCGAGCCAUACCCCCUAAGCAUCACACCAAGAAUUCAUAGCCAGGCAUUGUCCCCAAGCUUCGAUGAAGCCAUUGCUGAAUCCUCGAUAGCCAGCUAUGAAGAAGCAGAACUCACUCCGCCAGUGAGCCGGACUAGCUCAUCGAUCUCUGUGCCACCUAGACUAGCACCUGUCUCAACGCCAGCUGGGAUCCCAACGAUAGCCAAAUCCCCCACCCCACCCUCAGAAACACCUACUGCUGCACUUGAUACGAAGACUGGCAUUCCAAUCAAUCGAAGUGGACAGAGAAUCGAUCUUAAGCUCCGGACCCCUACCGCGGCUGAGUUGGCCCAGUUUGAGACUCGGAUCAAAGUGCGUAAGCUUUGCAAUGAACACCAUCUCCGAGACAGUUGUGAAGCAUAUAACUGUAGGUUUGAUCACGAGUGGAUUGAUGCGAACACGAAGAAUGCACUUCGAUACAAGGCCAGAAGCAUCCCUUGCAGUUAUGGGUCAAAAUGUCGAAUUCGGAAUUGUUUCUAUGGCCACAUCUGUCCAUGGGAGAGUAAUGGCGGAGAAUGUGGUAAUCGCAAGUGCCAGUUCAUCGUGAAGGGGCUGCAUGAUAUCAAAGAUCUACAAGUGGCUAGAUUUGUUGCAGCAGCGCCGCCAAAUGCGUACUGA
Messenger RNA from Exophiala aquamarina CBS 119918, 1425 nucleotides. RefSeq lists its product as uncharacterized. NCBI's taxonomy places the organism in Eukaryota, Fungi, Ascomycota, Eurotiomycetes, Chaetothyriales, Herpotrichiellaceae. The record is from RefSeq and is a predicted model, not a curated record. The coding region runs from base 1 to 1425 and encodes 474 amino acids. The transcript is spliced from 2 exons.